Molecule: messenger RNA, 837 nt
Organism: Penicillium maclennaniae
Lineage: Eukaryota; Fungi; Ascomycota; Eurotiomycetes; Eurotiales; Aspergillaceae
Product: lytic polysaccharide monooxygenase
Exons: 2
Coding region: 1-837 (278 amino acids)
Source: RefSeq, a predicted model, not a curated record
AUGAAGCAGUACACUUCCGUCGCGGCUCUUGCCGGCCUGGUCUCCUUGGUCAAUGGCCACGGCUUCGUCACCAGCCCAACUGCCCGUAUGCCCGGUGCCGCCAUGAAGGCUGCCUGCGGUGACCAGGUUGAGGUCAACCAGCUGUCUGACAACUACGGCAACAUUCAGGGCGAGUUACAGGUCGCCUCCUCCCAGAGCGAUUAUAACGCGGGAGAGUGCGACAUCUGGCUCUGCAAGGGCUACAAGUUCGCCGAUAACAAAGACAAUGUUUACUCCUAUACCGCAGGCGAGACCAUUGACUUCACUGUGGAUAUCCGCGCCCCCCCACACCGGUGCUGCCAAUGUUUCUUUGCCCCGAACAACACCGAUUUCAGCGUUACCAUGCCCACCGAUCUUGGUUCUCAGUGUUCUACUGCUGGUGCUUGUGUGCUCCAGUGGUACUGGUAUGCCGAGUCCAUCGACCAGACCUACGAGUCUUGCGUCGACUUUACUGUCGGCGGAUCCAGCUCCGGUGCCGCGGAGGUCAGCUCUUCUGCUGCAGUCUCCUCGUCCGCAUCUGCGCCUACUUCUACUUUGGUUUCCUCUGCUGCUGAGACUUCCGCUGCUGUCGAGACAACUGCUGCCGUCCAGACUUCGACUCUUGCUGUUGUAGCUACCACCACUUUAGCCACUCAGGCUCGUGCCUCUGCCGCUCCCUCGGAGCAGGCUCAGUCGAUCACCACCAGUGUGACUGCUACCGCUGUUGCUUCCAACUUGUCUAUUCCUACCAGCGGCACUGACUCAGAGAAGCUUGGCUGGGUCGAGAGUGUGUUCAACUACCUCGUUAAUGGCAACUAG